ACACGCCAUUCACCAAUCUAGCUGGUUUCAUCACAAAGUAGUUCACAGUGCAUUCGCGCACAUCGUUGAACAAAUGCACUGCCUUCUUACAUACCUCAACAGCUGCAGCAGCAACCACCACCACUGUGCAACCGCAAACACAAACCAUUGUUACUUGCAUCCUUGCAACCCGCCAUCAUGUCCCGCUACCGCCUCAGCAAUGUUUUCAACGAUCAAUACGCGUACAACUACACCACGCUGCCAAAUCCAGACCCUGAAACCGAAUGCUUCAUCUGCAAGACGCCAUACUUCCCAAACGACGCAGAAGGCUGCCAAGCAAUCCAGCUCCAUCCCUGCGGCCAUAUCAUCGGACGCGAAUGCUUCGGUGAGUGGAUCAGCCGGGCACCGCAAUCAUGCCCGUACUGGUCACACCACCUCCCUCCCACUCUAAAGGCCUCGGCCUCAGAAGAUAGCCUUGAAGUCAAGUUUCUACGUUGGGUGGUGCAUACCCCAUGGAUAACUUCCCUCAACGACCACCACGACUUCCUCCUUGAGGUCCUUGACCACCUCGAGUGGCGUCAACACGCACUGCGUGCCGUGAAAGCGCUGGCUGAAGGUACUCUCACAGACGAGGACGUCAAUUUGCUAACCAAGGUUUCUCUCCUUACAUUCAUGGACCCAAUCUUUCGCCGUGGCAUAUAUGGAACCAUUUUCCUUUUCUUAGUGGGCCACCAUAUGCAACUUUACUUCGAGUUGUUAUACAAAUGGGCGCUUUUGGAAGGGUUGUGUGGUGGCAUUUGGAAAGCUAUUGUCGUGGUUUGGUGGUUGGGCGCAUUGCACGCGUACGCUUAUUCUACGAUUACGUGGUGGGUGUUGAAGUUGGGAGUGCGGCAGAGUAGUGCCAGUAAGCGAAUUGUGCUUGUAGGGAUGCAGAAGUAGGCUUGCAGGAUUUUUUGAUUUGAAAAGAAGUCUAGAAGAAAAGAAGGUGUGUAUGUACAAAGAUAUAGUUGUGAAGGUUACGGGGCUGCGUAGAUUCGAGAUCCCCAAAUUUUUGGAGGCGUUCACUGACGCUUGACGUACUCGACCGGACCAUCGUACUUGUCCUUUCCAAUAAGGUAAUAGUAACCCAUCGCAAAGACAACAAGAACCGCGAACAUGACUAUGGACCAGUUCAUGUCUGCCAGAGAAGG
Molecule: messenger RNA, 1169 nt
Organism: Alternaria rosae
Lineage: Eukaryota; Fungi; Ascomycota; Dothideomycetes; Pleosporales; Pleosporaceae
Exons: 1
Coding region: 178-918 (246 amino acids)
Source: RefSeq, a predicted model, not a curated record